GCGCCCGAAUUGGAUAUGGGAGAUGUGCCACAAAAGUGUCACAAGUACGUUAGCCAAUUGAAGUCUGCCAACUCCAAGUAUCCCAGCUACACGCAUUUGUGCUAUCCCGAUUGCAUUUACCGCGAGACGGGCGCCCUGCUUAAUGGCAAAGUUCGCAUGGAGCGCGUGAAGCAGUACCUGGAGCAGCAUAUCCAUCAGCGGGAUCAGGAUAUGGUGGCGCACAUUGUGCGCUCCUUUGACACCUGCCUGGGCAACAUCAAGGGCCACAUGAAAUCAUCCAAUAUUGAGGCAUACAAGGUGCUGCCCCACGGCUGUUCGCCCUUUGCCGGCAUGCUCUACAGCUGCGUGAAUGCCGAGACCUUCCUCAACUGCCCCGCGAGCAUGUGGAAGAACGAGCGACCGUGCAACCAGGCCAAAGAGUUUGCCGCACAAUGCAAUCCCCUGCCGCAUGUGCCGCUGCCCAGCAGCUAGAA
Molecule: messenger RNA, 473 nt
Organism: Drosophila subobscura
Lineage: Eukaryota; Metazoa; Arthropoda; Insecta; Diptera; Drosophilidae
Gene: Obp50e
Exons: 3
Coding region: 16-471 (151 amino acids)
Molecular function (GO): odorant binding
Source: RefSeq, a predicted model, not a curated record